CGCGACGCAUCUGCCAGCAGACGUGGCUAUACCGCCCGGAGUUACAUACAAGUGCUAGGAGAAGGUCUAUUGGAUAACUAUAGUCCUGGGGAGUGGUUUAUGCAGGAUAACGCACCUAUCUAUACAGCUACUCACUCGAGAGACUUUCUGUAG
Molecule: messenger RNA, 153 nt
Organism: Bipolaris maydis ATCC 48331
Lineage: Eukaryota; Fungi; Ascomycota; Dothideomycetes; Pleosporales; Pleosporaceae
Source: RefSeq, a predicted model, not a curated record